Messenger RNA from Caenorhabditis remanei, 897 nucleotides. RefSeq lists its product as uncharacterized. Lineage: Eukaryota; Metazoa; Nematoda; Chromadorea; Rhabditida; Rhabditidae. The record is from RefSeq and is a predicted model, not a curated record. The transcript has 7 exons. Bases 1 to 897 code for a protein of 298 amino acids.
AUGAAAUUCAUUCGAUUCACUAAUCCACAUGUCCUAUUUUUACUUUUAGUUUCAAUUGAGUUGAGCUUAUUUCUAUUUCGAAGUGUUUUCGUUGGGAAGCCGCCAUCUUCAGUCCGUGCCGCCCGAGAAUGCCUUCAUCUUCAAACGAAUACACUGGAAAGUGAUGAUCACUUCUUUCAACGAAUGUGGUCUUCACUUCAUCAAGUCGUCGACAAGUGCUCUUAUCGUCAUUUUCGAGAUAGAAUUAAAGUGAUUGGGUCAGCAAAACAGUCGAUUUUAUGGUUGAAUUGGUUGGUGGAUACAAAUGAUCAUCAAUGUAAUGCAAUUUUCAUCCAUAGUUCCAAGAGUGUCGCAAUGGAAAGAGAGCUGAAACGAUACACUCGGAAAUGUGUGGUCUACUCGUUGAGUGAUAAGCAUACGGAGACCGCCCGUUAUCAGGAUCCACGUUACAGUGUGCUCACUUUAAAGCAGAAUGUCAGUUCGAAAGCCCGCCAUUUAGGAUGGGGAGUAGAUCAUUAUGCACGAGACGCUGAUUCUGUUGAUUUGGCGUAUUUCACAGUUGUCCAAGUUCAUAAACUUCGAUACGAUUCUAUUAAUAUUUUCUAUGAUGGAAGUCAACAUAUCAAGUCACUUUUCACGAAAUCUCCAUUUGAUGAAGCUAAUUUGGCAACUUGUCAGUUCAACAUCAUCUACAAACGUCCGAAGGGUCGUUUGGCUCGACGAGAUUUUCGUUAUAACUGGAAACGGCUUCUAUACGAUCGUCGGUACUUGGUGGCGAAUGUUCGACGACUUCAUGGAUCAGAUGACGCUUUAUCAAUUCUUCUUUUGAAUAUUAGUGAGCCGUAUUGUUGGGCAAAAUACAUUAGCAAUCAGCCAUUUGUACCUAAAAAUGUCUGA